Messenger RNA from Lithohypha guttulata, 738 nucleotides. RefSeq lists its product as uncharacterized. NCBI's taxonomy places the organism in Eukaryota, Fungi, Ascomycota, Eurotiomycetes, Chaetothyriales, Trichomeriaceae. The transcript has a single exon. The record is from RefSeq and is a predicted model, not a curated record. Bases 1 to 738 code for a protein of 245 amino acids.
AUGGGUGCUCACAAGAUCGGCUCAUAUAUCAUACAUUAUCGGCAAAGGAAGAAGGAAGCGGCUGAAGACGAGAGACGAAGACGGCUGGAAGACGCAAAGAGGCGUCCAGACAUCAUCGAUCCAUCCUGGGAAAUACUUGGUUACAAAUCGCCACGACCUGAACAGAGCAUAGACAAUUCGAUCGACCAUGACCAUAGGGCUGCCACCUUCUCAUCGUCAGCAAAGGACGACUGGCUGUUCCAGGCCCGGCGAGCGAGUACUAUGCCCGGAGACUACCAGCUCCAGCCUUAUUGCGAAGUGACACCCAAAUCUUCAAUUUCGAGCAGCAAGUCUGCUGCGAGUGACCAGACAUGCGAUAUGGGCUGGGGUGAGCCGUCCAUCACUGCUCGACCAAGACCCCAGUCAUACCUUCCAUCAGCAGCGUCGGCAUCAUACUCAAUGUCGAUGAUGAAUCUACACGGAGGUUCUGUCCCUCAAAAACAAAGACAUGAUUCACCCAACCACAAUCAUUUGGAUCAACAAAGCUUGCCGUUCCACGACGACAGCAGUUCAAAGAGAGCAAGCUACCGUCUUGAGGCAUGUUUGACGAAACCUUUCAGCAUCAACGAUCCUUUGGACUUCCCAUCAGAACCUCUCCACAAUGGCACUGAUGAUCAGCAGCCUGAACCAGACUUUGACGGCGCUCAUUGUCAGGACGACAGCGACGCACCGAAACGUUGUGACGGCCUCGUGGCUUGA